This is a messenger RNA of Triplophysa dalaica, 4889 nucleotides long. It is a transcript of the gene ttll5, whose product is annotated as tubulin tyrosine ligase-like family, member 5. The record is from RefSeq and is a predicted model, not a curated record. Gene Ontology annotation, cellular component: cilium. NCBI's taxonomy places the organism in Eukaryota, Metazoa, Chordata, Actinopteri, Cypriniformes, Nemacheilidae. Gene Ontology annotation, molecular function: tubulin-glutamic acid ligase activity; tubulin binding. Gene Ontology annotation, biological process: microtubule cytoskeleton organization; protein polyglutamylation.
GUCAGCUGGUUGUUAUAGUAACAGACGUCAGCAGUUUAGCCGCAGUGUGCGCAAUGGAGUUAAUGUUUAAUAAAUACACAUAAAAGCGUCCACUUAACACAAACAGCUCAGAUGACGUCACGAGAUUGGAGAUGAACACGUUGAGCUGACACACACACAGUGAGAGAUGCCAGCGGUCAGAUCACAGAAAGUCCAGUCUGAGUCUUCAUCUGAAGAAGAUGAGCUCGAGUCACAUCCGUGUAUCGGCUGGAGUGGCGUCAGCAGACGGAUUCCUGUACUGCUGUUCUGUGCCGAAGCCAUCGUGACCAAAGAUGUGAACAUCUGCUCUGUCGGAGAGGAAUAUAAACUGGCCUUUAAGAUUGUGCGUACGGAGAGUCGUCUUGUGCGUGGAAUGUUAGUCAAUCAUGGAUUUCAUGAGGUGCAUCCAAACAGCACUGAUUUUAAUCUGAUGUGGACGGGCUCACACCUCAAGCCUCACCUUCUGCACAGUCUACAGGACUUCCAGAAAGUCAAUCACUUUCCCAGAUCGUACGAGCUGACCCGGAAAGAUCGUCUCUACAAAAACAUCCAGAGGAUGCAGCAAACCCACGGCUUUCACAACUUUCACAUCGUACCACAGACCUUCCUUCUUCCGGCCGAGUAUCAAGAGUUCAGCAGCUCCUUCAGUAAAGAAAAGGGUCCGUGGAUCAUCAAACCUGUGGCGUCCUCCAGGGGUCGAGGCAUCUACCUGAUCAGCAGUUUGAGUCAGAUCCCGCUGGAUGAGAAUAUUCUGGUGUCGCGGUACAUCAGUAAUCCGCUGCUGAUCGACGAUUUUAAGUUUGAUGUGCGUCUGUACGUGCUGGUGACCUCAUACGACCCGCUGAUUGUUUAUCUGUAUGAGGAGGGUCUUGCCAGGUUUGCCACAGUGAAGUAUGACCAUGCCACAGCAAACAUUAAGAACCAGUUCAUGCAUUUGACCAACUACAGCGUCAACAAGAAGAGCAGAGACUAUGUUAGCUGCGAUGACCCUGAAGUGGAGGAUUAUGGGAACAAAUGGAGCAUGAGUGCAAUGCUGAGAUAUCUGAAACAGGAGGGCAGAGACACCACAUUGCUGAUGGGACAGAUUGAGGAGCUGAUCAUUAAAGCGGUUCUGAGUGCUGAGAUUCACAUCGCCACAGCGUGUAAGAUGUUCGUCCCUCAUCGGUGGAACUGUUUCGAGCUGUAUGGAUUCGACGUUCUUGUGGAUUCUAACCUCAGACCGUGGCUGUUGGAAGUGAAUCUCUCUCCAUCGUUGGCCUGUGACGCUCCUCUGGAUCUGAAGAUUAAGGCCAGCAUGAUCUCUGAUAUGUUUUCUCUUGUGGGUUUUGUUUGUCAUGAUCCAUCAUCACGACAGUCACGUGCAGACAGAUCUGGAUUCGAUUCAAGAGUGAGAAACUCCAUCCAGAAGCCUCAGAGACCAUCGUCUGUCCACCGGCCCGAGGCUCAGAGAGACAAACAGACAGGCAAACAUGUGGACAGCACAGUGGGCCUGACAGCAGAGGAGGUGAAAGUUCUGAGGAGGGUUCAGGAGGAAUACGAGCGCAGGGGUGGGUUUGUUCGGAUCUUCCCCACCGCAGACACCUGGGAGCUGUACAGUGAUUAUCUGGAAUACAAGACAUCUAUGAAUGCCAUGUUGGCUAAGAAACUUUUCCAUGGAAGAUCUGGUCAAACGGCUUCGUCCUCCAAGUCAAGGAGUAGAGUCGAUGGUAAUGUAGCUGUGGCAGCAUUCUACACUCAUCAUGUGGUCCAAUAUGAAAGAAAACUCCUUACUCUGGAGGCUCGCAAGCAGAAUCGUAAACCCGGACGAGCCCCCAACAGAAGAAGAGAAGAAGGUCCCAAACUUUCUUCGGCACACGUCAGUGAAAAUGAGGAGGGCCUCGAGAGGAGGGCGGAGCUUAACUCAUCUCAUUUACAUACAGCAGACGAGCUCCAUUUACACAACGCUCCCCUGAAACAACACACAAAACCCAAAAUCAAUCUGCUACACAUCCUCCAGCAGGGCUGGAGUCUCAGUAAAGUGCAGGCGCGGAUGGUGUUUUCCUGUUAUCUGCAGCGUGUUCAGCUGCGUCUGCUGACCGAGAGUACACAACACAGAAGCUCAGCGUGGACUCAGAAAGAUCACGAUCAGAUGGAGCUGGUUGUGCGUUUUCUGAAGAGGGCCAGCAGUAAUCUACCGCAGGACGUGUGUAUGAUGGAGAACGGUCAUCAUCUGUCACUGCCGGACCGCCAGCGUCUCCUCUCACAUCAGCUGGGAAACUUCAUCCAGCUCUAUAACCAGGAAACCAUGGAAAUGGUGAGAAGUUUGGAAAAGAUUCCAGAUGAAGAUCACUGCAUCAAUUCCAGUGUUUUACAGGAGUUUAUUCUGGAGGCGAGUGAAGGUGAUCUGGAGGAAGUCCUGUCGUUCUACAGUCAGAAGAACAAGUCUGCCAGUGUGUUUCUGGGCACAGAACAUCACAGUGCAACACUCGGGCAAGGUUUCAUCCAUCAUUCACAUGAAGCUGUUGUGGGUGAUGCCUCUGCUGGUUCAGAGAAUCCAGACACAAUCAUACGGACCCAAAACACAGACGUCAGCCGUGACACUAAACACAAUAGCAGAAAUAAAUCUCACACAAUACAACGUGAACGUAGCAGAAACAAAGACCAUACGGAAGAUGAAACAAGCAAUCUGACUCAAUCAGAAGCUUCACAAGUGACUGGCAGCUGUCAUUCUUUGAGGCGGAACAGAAACACUGAAGAGCAGAGCCCAUCACACACAGCACCUUUAGAAUGUGAGCACAUCGUGAUACAGCACAACCCCCUCCCCCCCUACAUCCGACCCCCCCCAAACCCUCUGAACAACAUCUCCUCCUUCAGCGUCACACCUGAGAGGAUCACAUGGGCUUCAGCCCGCUCUGACUCUACUGACCCGACGACCUCUCGAGCGCAAGAGUCCACCUGUGUGAACACAUCCGUCUCCAGCAGGAGAUUCUCACGACCGUCCUCUGCAGGACAAGUGAAUGAGAAGAUGAAUGUGAGUAAACUGAGGCCGGUUUCUGCUGGUGUUGUGAAAGAAAAGGAGUUUCUGUCGGCUCAGGCUCAGUCGAACCAGCAGGAUAUCGUAUCUGCUCUGCGUAAACUGCUGGAGAAACAAGCGGCUCGACAGUACAGCUCAUCCAAUCACAUCAGUCUCCUCACACAACACUUGACUGGUCUUAAUCUGACCGGUGGACUCUUCAGUAGAGCAGGUUCUGGGGUUCCUGUAAGAGGCUCACAUUUAGACACGACGGCUGAGAGAUCCAGCAUCAGAACUGCAUGUGAAGUCGACUGUGUGUGUGAUGGAGAUGCAGUCAGUGCUCAGUCAGUUGAACAGAAACAGAGGGCGGCCACCAGCAACUAUCAGCUGCAGUUUGCCAUCCAUCAGCUACAGCAACAGAAACUGAGAUCCAGACAACUGCUGAACCAAAGCCGCACUCGCCAACAGGCCGUUCUGACCACACACAACCUCGUACCUGCACCUGCAGAUCCAUCUCGUGCUCCCGUGAGCCCACCGGACGCUCCUCGUGUCGACCACACGAUCAGACGCAGACAGACUGCCGGGAUGCCCAUACUCACCCCCAAACCUCCCAGCGGUUCACCUGCGUGCAGGACCGCCCACUGUCUACACAAGAGAACAUCAGCCGAUCCUCCAGCCAAUCACAACACCUUCAGUGGACAUCAUGUUGUGUAUGACAGUGUUUGUUUAAAGACAGGUCUGUCAAUGUACAGUAAACUGUUCCACACUCAGGGCUUUAACAACAGAUGAACCAAAGACCAACCGUCAGAAUCAGCUGCUUCACAUUACACAUCUACUGAAAGCAUCAGUUCACCUGUUCUCUCUACUUAAACACAUCAUGUGAAUUCAACACACUCCAGAAAUGAUGCGUGCGAUUGUGUCGGAGGUUUCAUCAAUGCUUCUCUUCACUUCAUUCUGAGGUCAAAAACUAAACAGGAGGACUGAAGAAUGAACGACAGCUGACACACAGUCAGAGCUCAUAAACGUGACGUUUACAUGAACUCUUAUUUUUUUAAGUGCCUCUUUCAGAAGUUUACAUGCGUUUAUGUGAACGAUUGUAAUGUUUGGACUAAUGAAGUUCAAUGUUCAGUUAGCGAUCAGGUAGAGUUUACCUUCAUGACAGUUUUCUGUAGCUGUUGUAGAAUAUUUGAGUAACGUUUGGUCCUGGUAACACUUGACACAAAAAUCAACAUGUUUAAAACACAUUUGUUGGUGUUUUGGCUUGUUGUGUUUUCAUGUAGAAUUAAACUUUUUAAAAUUCUACCCAAGUUAUGGCAAAAUGUUAACAUUAAGUAAAACACUUGUCAAAAUGUGUCUAAUCAUUGGAGCUUGUUUAUGAAAUAUGAGCAGAACAAGUUUAGAAUUCUUUCUCUAAACCAAUCAUAAGCAAAUAAAACUUUGGAAAGAAACAUUUGUGUACACAGAUGUACACUGUUUUGGAUAGUUCAUCAAAUAACUUUGGUUUAGCCGUUGAAUUUAUUUCCAGUUGCAUUCAAUUCACACCUGUUAAAUCUGCUCAUGUGUCAUAAAUGAAGCUUAUGAUGGAAAAUGAAGUUGUUCAGUUUAGUUUGUUCUUGUUUUUUAUCCGUCCUGAAUUUACUUGAAUUUCCAAUUUAAUCCGUGACCAAAAAUGAGAAAUGGAACUUGAUCUUUAAAUAACAUUGUAAGUACCUUGUCAUGUUCACUUUUGUGCUACCAGUUGUGUUAGUAAAACUGUUAGAAAAUAUUUCAAGAUGUGAAUUAGUUACAUCUGUGACCUCUGUUUCACCCCAGGAAAAUUAUUAAAACAUAUUUUCUUGCAUCUUGAGUGUUUUUAGCUGUCUGUUGUUGUUUUAUAUUU